Messenger RNA from Macrosiphum euphorbiae (potato aphid), 405 nucleotides. The record is from the annotation of a GenBank genome assembly. Lineage: Eukaryota; Metazoa; Arthropoda; Insecta; Hemiptera; Aphididae.
AUGUUACCUCUUUCGUUAUUAAAAACUGCUCAGAAUCACCCAAUGUUGGUGGAAUUAAAAAAUGGUGAAACAUACAACGGACAUUUAGUGACAUGCGAUAGUUGGAUGAAUAUCAAUUUACGAGAAGUGAUCUGCACCUCCAAAGAUGGAGAUAGAUUUUGGAGACUUCCGGAAUGUUAUAUUAGAGGUAGUAUGAUCAAAUACUUGAGAAUACCAGAUGAAAUAUUUGAUAUGGUGAAAGAAGAUAUAGUUGUAAAUAAAGCUCGUGGCCGAACAGAUAACCAGAAAAAUCGUGCUCCUAGAGGAGCUAGACAAGGGUUCAGUGGGAGAGGCGGUGGUGGUAACAACCGAGGUACUGGACCACAACAACAGAGAGGUGGCCCAAAUAAGUUUAGAGGAAAAUAA